Messenger RNA from Daucus carota subsp. sativus, 1014 nucleotides. RefSeq names its product PRA1 family protein B3. Lineage: Eukaryota; Viridiplantae; Streptophyta; Magnoliopsida; Apiales; Apiaceae. The record is from RefSeq and is a predicted model, not a curated record. The coding region runs from base 69 to 704 and encodes 211 amino acids. The transcript has a single exon. Gene Ontology annotation, cellular component: Golgi apparatus; endoplasmic reticulum. Gene Ontology annotation, biological process: vesicle-mediated transport.
CUGUGUAUACAUACAUCAACACAAAACACGCUAACUUGUCUACACUCCACUCUCCCACAGGCCACGACAUGGCAUCCCAGCAAACCCCUCUCCCAAUCUCCAAUCCAGACUCCCAAACCCCACUCACCACCCCCGCCUUACGCGCCUUUGUCACGCGCCUCUCCUCCUCCGUCCGACGCGCCUUCACUCAACGCCGCCCCUGGUACGAGCUCAUCGACCGCUCCUCUCUCUCGCGGCCUGACUCCAUCACCGACGCCGCCUCGCGCGUCCGCAAGAACUUCUCGUACUUCCGCGUCAACUAUCUCACCGUAGUCGCGGUCAUACUCGCUUUCUCUCUCCUCUCUCAUCCGUUCUCUCUCAUCGUUCUCGUCUCUCUCCUCGGCGCGUGGCUGUUUUUGUACCUUUUUAGGCCGGCGGAUCAGCCGGUGGUGGUGCUCGGCCGUACUUUCUCCGAUCGCGAAACCCUAGGUAUACUCAUAGUGAGUACAAUCGUUGUGGUGUUCCUGACGAGCGUUGGAUCGGUGAUUAUAACGGCGGUGUUGGUUGGACUGGCGAUUGUGUGCGCGCACGGCGCGUUUAGAGUGCCGGAGGAUUUGUUUUUGGAUGAUCAGGAACAGGUGAACUCCGGAUUCUUGUCGUUCCUCGGAGGCGCUGCGUCGUCUGCUGCUGCGGCGGCGGCUCCUGCUGUGGUCACGCGCGUCUAAAAAGGUCAAUUUAGGUCAAUUUCAAGUUAUACGAGUUGAAUUGGAUCUGAUUUCACGUGCAUUUUAUUAGAUGAUUUAGUUAAUUACUGAAUAUUGUUCGAGAAUGCCAUAUGUUGCGUCGGAAAUUUUUUGGAGCAGUUUGGAUAGGUUUUUGUAACCUAGAUUGAUCUGUAUCUCGCAAUUGUAGAUCUAUGUUUUGUUUUUGAAGAAUUUUAGUUAAAAUGAAUUGUAUUGUAUCGGAGAUUAUUUGGUGGGCAAAAAUCCUUUAUUUGACAUUAUAUGCAAUGCAAUGUUUCAACUUUUAACUAUA